AUGACUGGCCAUUUAGGAGGCCUUCAAGCUAAAAUGAAAGAGAAGUUCAAUCAUGCAAUUUUCGUUCACUGUAGAGCACAUAGACUUAAUUUGGUUUUAUCGCGAAGAAUGGAUAAUAUUAAAGAUUGCAAAGAUUUGUUUUCGACGCUUAGUGGAUUGGCUUCCUUCUUUUUAAAGUCAUCGAAAAGAACUCGCGCUUUGGACAUUCACGAUCAAAAAACGUUUCCAAUAGUUGCUCCGACGCGAUGGAACUACAAUGGACGUUUAGGGCAAAUAGUGUUUCUAUACCGUGGUUCUUUGAUACACUUUUUUCAAGACGUUUGGGAUAAUAAAGGAACAUGGGAUGCUGAAACUGUUACUGCUGCUAAAGGGUAUUUGCAUUGGCUCAAACAAAACUUUGAUUUUUGCAGAGAUUUUCCCUUUCACUGA
This is a messenger RNA of Psylliodes chrysocephalus, 429 nucleotides long. NCBI's taxonomy places the organism in Eukaryota, Metazoa, Arthropoda, Insecta, Coleoptera, Chrysomelidae. The record is from the annotation of a GenBank genome assembly.